This is a messenger RNA of Sordaria macrospora k-hell, 543 nucleotides long. RefSeq lists its product as uncharacterized. The record is from RefSeq and is a predicted model, not a curated record. NCBI's taxonomy places the organism in Eukaryota, Fungi, Ascomycota, Sordariomycetes, Sordariales, Sordariaceae. Gene Ontology annotation, cellular component: mitochondrion. Gene Ontology annotation, molecular function: 3'-5'-RNA exonuclease activity; nucleic acid binding.
AUGGUGGCGAAACCGCAAGCCGCGCACGCGGCCGCCCAGCAGCAGAACCAAGGUGCCCUGGUCUGGAUCGACUGUGAGAUGACCGGUCUCAAUCCGGACCAAGAUGCCAUCAUCGAGAUCUACUGCCUCAUUACCGACGAGCAACUCAACCUCCUAGACCCUACAGGCUGGGGAGCCGUCAUCCACCAGACGAAGGCGCGCAUGGAUGCCAUGGAUGAGUGGUGUACCCGCGUUCACGGCGAUAGUGGUCUAACGGCCGCCGUCCUAGCCUCUACUGUUACGCCCGAACAGGCAGCAGACGAGUUGCUGGCCUAUAUUCAGAAGUAUGUUCCGAAUAAGCGCAUCGCCCUCCUGGCCGGGAACAGCGUGCAUGCGGACCGCGCCUUUCUCCGCAAGGAGCCCUAUAACAGGGUCGUCGAUCAUUUGCACUACCGCAUCUUGGACGUAAGUAGUUUGAAGGAGGCUGCUCGCUGUUGGUGCCCUCAUGUCGCCUCGGGAGCCCCAGCCAAAAAGGACUUCAUACGGCAAAGGAGGACAUUCUAG